AUGGGGACUCGUAACAGAGUGCUCUCUUUCAUGUCCAGUUUCUCCAAUCGAGACUCAAGCUCUCCGGCAUCAGCGGCGCCCCUCAAGACGAGACAAGAUUCCUUCAAAUAUGAACCCCCGAGGCAGGAGCUUUCAAAGGACUCGGUGGCGACAGGCGCUUCUACAGUCCACUCAUAUAACAUGGAUAACAGCUCCCCCCAACCAAGAGUCCAGCGAGAGCGAGCUUCAUCAAGGCCCAUGUCUAUGGUGCAGACAUACCAGCCUCCUCUGAUGGACGUGUCCCAGGAUACCUUGCCUGAGUUGCAACCCAUCUUCACAUUUCUGAAUAGCCAUGCAAACAAGCUGUAUCAAGAGGGCUACUUCUUGAAACUAGACGAUCAAAAUACACAUGGCAGAGCGAAUGCGGAUCGGACUUGGACAGAAUGCUUUGCACAGCUUGUUGGGACAGUUCUCUCCUUGUGGGACGCUGCAGACUUAGAUGCAGCAGGUCAAGAUGGAGAAGUCCUCCCUAAAUUCAUCAAUUUGACGGAUGCAUCAAUUAAAAUGAUUGAAUCACUCCCUACACGAUCAGACAAUGAGGCCCCUUUGCAAAAUGUCCUCAGUGUUUCUACUGCUGGGAAGAACCGAUAUCUCCUGCACUUCAACUCGCAUCAUUCUUUAGUCCAAUGGACUGCAGGAAUCCGACUAGCAAUGUAUGAGCACACCACCUUGCAGGAGGCUUAUACUGGCGCGCUGAUUGCUGGAAAAGGCAAAGCUUUGAAUAACAUCAACGUCAUAAUGGAACGCUCGAAGCUUAGAUCGGAGGACUGGGCAAGGGUAAGAUUCGGUGCUGGGACCCCGUGGCGCCGCUGUUGGUGUGUUAUCACACCACCAGAUGAAAAAGAGAUACAGAAAAUACAGAAACAGGUCAACAAGAAGAAGUCGGCGUAUGAUCGGUCAAGGUCUCCUAUUCUUAAGGGGGAUAUUAAGUUUUAUGACACGAGGAAGACGAAGAAGGUCCGACCAAUUGCUACAAUUACGGAAGCGUACUCGGCUUUCGCCAUCUACCCACAAUCGAAGCCGCUUAUAGAUGCUUCGACUCUGGUCAAAGUUGAGGGAUCGAUAACAAUUCAUUCAAACCCCCCUUCAACAACAGAGGGGUUCGUCUUUGUUAUGCCGGAAGUCCAUCCUGCUGUAAGCGGGUUUGAGAUGAUGCUGCGCUGGCUUUUUCCCGUAUUUGAUACUUUCGCUUUGUAUGGGCGGCCAGGUCGAUUGAUAGCCGAUACGUCAGAUCCUCAGAGUCUAAUGUUUGCAAUGCCUAAACAUCGUCGAUAUGGUUACCUAGAGAUAUUAGAUGUAACGGGGCUCAUUGUUGAACAAGGGAGCGCUAACUGGAGAGAGUCUGACUGGAGACGGAAAUUGAAGGAACUUACCAAGAAGCGAAUGACAGCCAUAGAAAAUGGUAGUGGAACGAACAGCAGGUAUAGCAGUCGAAAAAGCACCCGAAACAGUUACGGCCCAUCUCGAAGUCGGAUUCAGUUCGAUGAUGCAGCCUCGGUCAAAUCUUCCCCUUCAGCUAGCUGGGGUCAAGCUCCUGGUAUAGAUGGACCGUUUGGCGGGGUCCCGCGAACUGAUUCUGCUCCCGCAGGAGUGGCCUUUGCACCCCAAAAGCAAAACUCCUUAGUACAUCAUCGAUCUGUAUCCGAAACUCACGACUUGGACCGCUAUCAAGGCCAAUCUUCCCACUAUGAUGGCGUGCAUGACCAACCUCCUCCUCCCCCACCACACAGUGUUAGUAUCUCUGGGCGCGAAGGGUCUGGUCUGCGAUAUAAGAGUGAAAUGGCUUCGACCCCUGAGCGUGUCAGUUUGGAAGACGAUCAAGCUGCCCGAGCAACGCCCGUUCGAGAGCUCCAAGAGUUGCAGGCCACAACGUCUCCCGAACCGGUUUCCGCCCCACCAGCAUUUUUGCACGCUCCAGGCUCCAUGCCAGCGAGCAAGCCUUACGAUUCGCCAGAGCUGCGCAAGGCUAACAGCCGGAUGUCCAACGCAACUCUUUCUCAACUAGCAGGUGCCGGUGGCGUUGCAGCCGCGUAUCAUGGAGAAUCAAGAACAAGUGAAGAUCAAAGACACCAGAGCGUGGGUCAAGUCUCGGAGGAAAGGGGUCAGAGAGGGGUACCGUCAGACGCCAACAUAUAUGAGUAUCGUGCUAACCAAGGCGGUCUCAAUGAAGGCUUGGUAGUACCAUUAAAAUCCCGUUUCUCUUUCGAAAAUUCUUCUUCUUCGCGGUCCUUAGAUUUCGAUUCUCAAACAAAUCAUUCUCAACAGCCUACGCAGUAUCCGCCUACUUUCUCGAAAAACAUCCCUUCAAAUUCCCGAAUUACUACUGGCCCCAUGCCCCCACCACCUGACAACAGAGGCAAUGCACCCAACUCUCGUACGUAUCAACCGCCUCAAAUUUUCUCUUCUCCAGACUCGGAAAACCAAAUCCUUCCAUCCCAACAGGGUCACUUUCCACAGCAGUCCGCAGACUUAACUGCUAGUACAAUUCCUCAACCUUCUCGAAUUCAGACUAGCCAAAGUAUUAUCCGCAAACCUCUUCCAUUGCGAAAAGAGAGCUUCCCAGCUCCUAGUCCUGUCGAAACAGCUUCAAGUGCAGGGAGUUUCGCACGACAUGUCAUCGAUCAAGCUGCUUUUGAUAUGAUCGGUCGACGUGAAACGCUCCACCCAGGAUCUCUAGUGCACAGACAAAAGAGUGGUGCGAGCAGCUUUUACGAAGAUACAGCCUCAACGGACUCCCCAGAUUAUGCCAGCACGGCAAGACCUUCUAUUGAUACCCAGAAAUCGGUCGAAAAACCACGAGCUGGGAUAAAGAAGACAGUUGGAGACCCAGAAGCUGGAAUGCCACAAUCAGGUGAUAUUCGCUCAUCAAUUCAUAUCGACUUUGGCCCGACUCUGAAUUAUGCCUCGGACCGUCUGCCACAACAGCAAAGCCCCGGCCCAGCUCAAAUGUACGGAAAUGAUGGCCCACGAUAUGGCAGUCCUACGAGGGGUAUUAGUCCUGGUCCUGGAAUGAACCAUCCUGCAGAGAAAGCCCCACAGCGCCGGAGUCCAAGACCUGACAGUCCCGGCCAGUCUACACCACCUAACCGUAAUGUAAACACACCUGAACAUUCACAUUACCGCAAUGUUUCAGCCGAAAGCAGGACUUUGGCGUGGCAGCCUAGUAUGGCUACGGUCAUAGGUGCAAACUCCUCAAUACAGCAGCAUGGCAUCACCCCCGAGCAAUUUGUACAGCAACGAGCGGCGGCAGCAACAACACCUUUGUAUGCACACCAGCGUCAACAGUCUGGUAAAACACUUGGUCGCAAUACACCUACUCCCCCUCUGGUCAGAAAUCGUUCCAGUGAGCUUCUGGUUCAGCAAGGACAUUCCCGCAACUCUUCUGCUGACCUUCUCCAACGUCCCAGCUCUCGAGGAGCUUCCAUAGCUCUUGGACUCUCUGGAUCUGGUGACAUUGUAUCGAAGUUAUCAGCACGGGAGCAAGAACACCUUGCUAGGGUAACAGGCCAGCCCUUGAUCAAUAUGGCUCAAAACAACAAUCGACAAGCAGCGCCUGGGAGUGGGCUGGUUGGUACUAUAUCUGCUCGAGAACAGGAAAAGCAACAAAUGAAACAAGGCAUCAACAGUCAGGCUGUGCAGCAAGCGAUCGCUCAGCGCCAGCAACAAGCCAUGUAUCAGCAAUGCCCCGAACAGAUGGCAGGAGGACAGCGCCUAUCGCAAUAUGGUAACAUGCCUCAAUACCCACAACCCCAGUAUUCUAUUCAACACCAAGGCCAACAAGCUUGGGUAUCGCCAGCACCGAAUGUUUUCGCUCAAGGAGGAGGCUGGGCUACUCCAUCUCCAGGAUAUGCUGCUCCUGAUCAGGGGAGGCAAUCUCCAUCCUUCUAUCCAGCACAGCAACAGUACUUUCCACCACAGCAACAAGGAGGUCGCGGGAGGGGUAAUUCGGGAGGCUAUCAUGGACACGGCUUUUAG
Molecule: messenger RNA, 4014 nt
Organism: Lachnellula hyalina
Lineage: Eukaryota; Fungi; Ascomycota; Leotiomycetes; Helotiales; Lachnaceae
Gene: SKG3
Product: Protein SKG3
Exons: 4
Coding region: 1-4014 (1337 amino acids)
Source: RefSeq, a predicted model, not a curated record